AUGGAUGACUAUGCAUCAGAAUUGUCAAAGAGUAGUAUCAGAUCUCGCAGAUCAUCAUCUUCUAUUUCACACGUGUCUUCUGUACGCCUGAAAGAAGAGCAGAAGAAGGUUGAGUUAUUAGUCAAAGCUGCUGCAUUAAAAAAGAAGCAUGAGUUAGAGGUGGAAAAAGUGAGGUUGAAAAUGGAGGAAGAAGAGCUGGACAUGGCUAAGACGGAGAUGGCUAUUUCUGAUGCAAGAUGGAAGGUACUAGAUGAGUACGAUUUUGAAAAUGAACAUAGCAGCAGACAAAGUACUGGUUUUGGUAAACAAAACACUCGACAACCGAUGGAUUUUAGUGACAGGGAUCCUUUGGUUAGUGACACUCUCAGUGUUGCAGUUCCAAGGUUUACACGUGACAGGGAAAAGGAAAAUGAGUCACUUCCUGAAAUGAAAUAUUAUACACCAGCAGAAACACCUGUAAAUUUUCCAACUCAGCAGAUGACACAAGAUCCCUUGGGCAUGAGCACUACAUCUGAUAGUGCAAUUGCUACAGUAAUUCGGCAGUUGAGGAAACCAGUUACAGAUCUCAUGGUGUUCAGUGGUAAUCCGUUGGAGUAUCGAAAGUUUAUGCGACAAUUCAAGACCAAGAUACUUGUGAACACUGAUGAUUUUGAUGAACGUCUAAACUAUUUGGAACAGUUCACAUCUGGAGAAGUUUGCAACAUAGUGAGUAGCUAUGGUUAUUUAGAUGCGGAACAAGGAUAUCCUGCCGCAAUCAAAGAGCUUCAGCAGAGAUAUGGAAACGAAGAUGUGAUAGUGAAUGCUUUUAUUCAAAAGGCAUUAGAAUGGCCCUACAUCAGAGCAGACAAUUCAAAAGCACUGGAUGAGUACGCCGUAUUCUUGUCUGAAUGUGAAAACACUGUUAAAAGCAACAUUCUUGACAAUACAGACAACAUCCGGAGAUUGAUUACGAAGCUACCCUAUCAUUACCAAGAAGGAUUCAGAAAUAGGAUCCAAAGCAUCCGUGCUUCAGGAAAAAGUGUAAAAUUUUCAGAUCUGGUAGAGUUUGUUCGGAAGGAAUCAUGGAAAGCGAAUGACCCAAUGUUUGGCAAAGAUGCAUUGCAGGACAAGGACAAACAUGGAAACCCUAGCAGGGCUACUUUGAAAACAAGGAACCAACUUUCACGAACAAAAUUGACUUUGGCAACAGAAGUGAAUACCCCUCAAACUUCACAGGUUCCAAGAUCACCAGCAUCACCUCAACCUCAGACAAGUAAGAAACAAACAGGUCAGCCACCGCCUGCAGAUAGGAAGUGUUUAUGUUGUGAAUCAAACCAGCAUUUUGUGAGUGAAUGUGAAAAAUUCACUGCUCUGUCGUACGACGAAAUAGUGAACUUUAUCAGAAGUAAAAGACUUUGUUUUCGAUGCCUCAGAAAAGGACAUCUUAGCAAGGAUUGCAGAAGUAAUAUCACAUGUACAAAAUGCCAGCGUCGACAUAAUGCACUGCUUCAUCGUGAAGAAGCUCAAGUGAUUCAACAUGAUACGAUACAGACAAGUUCUUGCCUGAGUUCUGCUAUGGGGGUCGGACUAGAAACAGAUGGCACGUGCACUAUGGUGAUUAUGCCUGUGAAGGUUCUGAUGAAAGGUGGGUUACGAGCCAUAGAGACUUAUGCUUUUUUAGACCCAGGCAGCAGCGCGUCUUUCUGUACUGAAUCAUUGAUGAGACAGUUAGGAGCAAGUGGCAAGCCAAUGAAGCUGAACAUUGACAGUAUGGGCAAACCUAGAACUAUCAACACCUAUGCUGUAUCCGGAAUGCAAGUUUGCAAUCUCACCAUGGAAAACCAUGUUGCACUUCCCAAGAUGUUUACUGUUGAGAAGUUGCCAGUGUCAAAGAUUCAUAUUCCAACUUCAGAUGACAUAAAAGAUUGGACUCAUCUCAGGGACGUAGAGAUACCAAUCAUAGAUGCUGAAAUAGGUAUCAUGAUAGGCAACAAUAUCGCAGAUGCCUACACACCUAUAGAGGUACGUUCUGGACCCGAUCAUGCUCCACAUGCAACUAGAACCCGCCUUGGUUGGGCGUUGUGGAAUGUGACAAGACCUGCGAGUGCAACCAGAUGUUUGGAAUCCAUAAGAUGCACAGUGAACAGAACAGAUGUUGCAGUUCAUGAAUGCGAGGAGUUCAAACAGCUAGAUAGGAUGGUGCGACACUCAUUCAACAUAGAUUUCCCCGAGAGGAUCAUCGAUGAUGAGAAGCAGCACUCUCAGGAAGAUAAAGUAUUCCUAAAGGGAGUCGAUGAAUCCAUUAAACUCUGUGAUGGACAUUAUGAAAUAUCUCUUCCUUUUAGGGAACAGAAAGUUAGUUUCCCGAACAACUACUCCUUAGCAUUCAAGCGUUUGAUGGGAUUGAAAAGGCAGAUGGAACAGGAUAACAAAUUUCGUUUGGAAUAUACCGACUUCAUGAAUAAAAUGUUGGAGAAGGGCUAUGCUGAACACAUUCCAGAUGAUGAACCAGAACCAGAACCAGAGGAUGGAUUUGUGUGGUACAUCCCCCACCAUGGUGUGUACCACCCAAAGAAGGUGAAGUUGCGGGUUGUGUUUAACUGUGCAGCCACUUACAAUGGUACUUCACUCAAUCAACAGUUACUAUCCGGACCUGAUCUGACAAAUAACCUCAUAGGUGUUUUGGUGAGAUUUCGACAAGAGAAUGUAGCUGCCAAGGGAGACAUAGAGAGUAUGUUUUACCAAGUUUGGGUAACAAAGGCUCAUUGGAACUAUCAGCGGUUUCUCUGGUGGCAAGACGGGGACUACGGAAAUCCACCAUUGAGGUACAGGAUGAAAGUCCACAUGUUUGGUACUACAUCGUCACCUAGUUGUGCAAAUGCAGCCCUCUUGAAGACCGCUAAUGACAAUGAAGAAAAGUAUGAACCAGAGAUUGCAGAAAUUGUAAGGAACAUCUUCUAUGUGGACGAUUGCUUGUUUUCUGAGCAAGAUGUAACCAAGACUGUCAGUUGUGUGACCCAGGAAAGCUCUCUGUGUCAGCAGGGUGGAUUUAGACUUACUAAAUGGGUAAGCAACAGUGCAGAAGUUCUCGACAAAAUUCUGCCUGAAGACCGAGCUGAAGGAGUGAAAUCUAGAUCAAUCUAG
This is a messenger RNA of Haliotis rufescens (red abalone), 3123 nucleotides long. RefSeq lists its product as uncharacterized. The coding region runs from base 1 to 3123 and encodes 1040 amino acids. Gene Ontology annotation, molecular function: nucleic acid binding; zinc ion binding. The transcript has a single exon. NCBI's taxonomy places the organism in Eukaryota, Metazoa, Mollusca, Gastropoda, Lepetellida, Haliotidae. The record is from RefSeq and is a predicted model, not a curated record.